Molecule: messenger RNA, 1388 nt
Organism: Conger conger (European conger)
Lineage: Eukaryota; Metazoa; Chordata; Actinopteri; Anguilliformes; Congridae
Gene: cdk7
Product: cyclin-dependent kinase 7
Exons: 12
Coding region: 59-1099 (346 amino acids)
Biological process (GO): protein phosphorylation; positive regulation of transcription by RNA polymerase II
Cellular component (GO): nucleus; transcription factor TFIIK complex; transcription factor TFIIH holo complex
Molecular function (GO): ATP binding; RNA polymerase II CTD heptapeptide repeat kinase activity; cyclin-dependent protein serine/threonine kinase activity
Source: RefSeq, a predicted model, not a curated record
GGGGAUUUUUAACAUAUUGUACUCGGAAAUUGGUGCAUGCUGACAGUUUGAAGUUUCUAUGAUGGCUGUCGACGUUAAAUCCAGAACUAAACGAUAUGAAAAACUAGAUUUUCUCGGAGAGGGUCAGUUUGCCACUGUCUACAAAGCCAGGGAUAAAACCACAAACACUAUAGUUGCUAUAAAAAAGAUAAAAGUAGGCCAUCGUACAGAGGCCAAGGAUGGCAUCAACAGGACAGCCCUCCGUGAAAUCAAGCUGCUUCAGGAGCUCAGCCACCCUAACAUAAUUGGACUUCUUGAUGCUUUUGGACACAAAUCCAACAUCAGUCUGGUGUUUGACUACAUGGAGACUGAUCUUGAGGUUAUUAUAAAGGACACCAGCCUGGUUCUGACCCCAGCCAACAUUAAGGCCUACAUCCUAAUGACCCUACAGGGCUUGGAGUACAUGCACCACCACUGGAUAUUACACAGGGACCUGAAGCCCAAUAACCUGCUGUUGGAUGAGAACGGGGUCCUGAAGCUCGCUGAUUUCGGAUUGGCCAAAGCCUUCGGGAGCCCCAACAGAGUCUACACGCAUCAAGUGGUAACGAGGUGGUACCGCUCCCCCGAGCUGCUCUUCGGGGCCAGGAUGUACGGAGUAGGUGUGGACAUGUGGGCUGUGGGCUGCAUCCUGGCAGAGCUGCUCCUCAGGGUCCCGUUUUUACCCGGAGACUCGGAUCUGGACCAGUUAACCAAGAUAUUUGAAGCACUGGGCACCCCAACGGAAGACUUGUGGCCUGGAAUGACCACGCUUCCCGACUUUGUGUCCUUCAAACUGUUCCCGGGAACGCCACUGGAGCACAUAUUCAGCGCAGCCGGGGAUGACCUGCUGGAGCUACUGCAGGGCCUGUUCACCUUUAACCCCUGCGCCCGCAUCACCGCCACACAGGCCUUGAAGAAGCGGUAUUUCAGUAACAGACCUGGGCCCACCCCAGGCCCCCAGCUGCCCCGACCCAACUCCUCUGCAGAGGCCCUAAAGGAGAAGGAGAACCUCACCAUCGGCGUGAAGAGGAAACGCGACACUAUAGAGCAAGGGACCCUGAAGAAGAAGUUGAUUUUCUGAGAGGGGUGACAUGAUGUGGUGGUCCCUGUUAUUGGGGGACCCGGACUCUGCUGAUGCUGCUGAAAAAAAGGUCCCUAGGGGCCCCACCCUCCUGGGGGCCCCACAUGGGGCCCGCCUGGGAAACAGGGCCCCACUGAGGUCACAAUACUGUCUGAGCCCCUUUAGCGCAAAUAUUUAUGAGGUACAGGUGAGAGUUAGGAUCAGAAUUCAUUUCAUUUAGAUAUUUUCCUUUUAUAAGCUGACUUUUGUACAUAUUGUAAGUGAAUAAACUUGGAGAUCUGAAAUCUAA